CCCAAUCCCCGUAGGGUCAGCGGGGGGCCUACUGCAAGGCGAUGACCUACUCUGGGCUCUGGGAGGAGGGUGGCACGAGGGCACUGGACACUCACGUCAGGGCUGCAGGUCAGCGCAACUCCCCUGCGGGAGGCACUGAGUUGUUCCGGGAGAUUGUAGACACCCGGGCGCUCCUUCGACGCCGCCUGGGGAACGCGCUCCGCUUCCCCAACACUCACUUGUCUCUCGGGUCGGUCAGCGGCCGGAGGUCGCCGCGGACCGCGCCGCGUCUCCCACUUCCGGCGAGCGGCCUCUCGCGUGGCGCCUCGGGCAGGGUUCCCAUGAGGCCGCGCGCCCGAGGGGCCUCUCGGAGGCGCCCGAGAAGCCGGCGGCGCGGUCCUCUCGCUCCCCCAGGCGGCUUCGAACCGCUGCGGCUCCCUCGGGCCGUUGCCACAGCCGCCGCAGUGGAGGCGGCCGUGUGGUCCCCGCCACCGCGAGGCAGCACCGGACGGGCCAUGCUGCGCUGGCUGCGGGGCUUCGUGCUGCCCACGGCGGCCUGCCAGGACGACGAGGACUACUUCAACUACGGGAUCCUCUUCCAAGACCUGGACCGCAACGGGGACGGGGUGGUGGACAUCAUCGAGCUCCGGGAGGGGCUGAAAAACUGGAGCUCCACGUUUGGCAUGCACUCAGAGAAGGACAUUUUUAAAGCUGGAGAUACGAAUGAUGAUUCAAAAUUGGACUUCAAAGAAUUUUUGCAAUACCUUAAAGACCAUGAGAAAAAAAUGAGGCUAGCAUUUAAUAGUCUGGACAAAAAUAAUGAUGGAGUAAUAGAUACUUCAGAAAUAAUUGCUGCUUUGAAAUCACUGGGUAUAAAUAUUUCUGAAGCUCAGGCAAAAAAUAUUCUGCAAAGCAUUGAUACGGAUGGAACAAUGACAAUAGACUGGGAUGAAUGGAAGUACUACUUUUUACUUCAUCCUGCAAGAAGUAUUGAAGAUAUUGCUGGUUUCUGGAAGCGUUAUACUAUAAUUGACAUAGGGGAGAGUAUAGCUAUUCCAGAUGAAUUUACUGAACAAGAAAAGCAUUCUGGGGAUUGGUGGAGGCGUUUGGUAGCAGGAGGAAUAGCGGCUGCAGUUGCAAGGACGUGCACAGCACCUUUUGACCGCUUGAAACUCAUGAUGCAGGUCCAUAGUUUGAAGUCCGGAAGAAUGAGAUUAAUUGGUGGGUUUGAGCAGAUGGUAACAGAAGGAGGAAUUCGUUCUCUUUGGCGAGGAAAUGGUACAAAUGUUUUUAAGAUUGCACCUGAGGCAGCCAUCAAGAUCGGGGCCUAUGAACAGUAUAAGAAAUGGCUUAGUUUUGAUGGUGCUAAAGUAGGAAUUAUUGAGAGAUUUGUAUCUGGUUCAUUGGCUGGUGUAACUGCCCAGACCUGUAUUUACCCCAUGGAGGUAAUAAAGACCAGACUGGCUCUAGGUACAACAGGACAGUAUUCAGGGAUUAUUGAUUGUGGCAAGAAGCUUCUGAAACAAGAAGGUGUCAGAACCUUUUUCAAAGGUUAUAUUCCUAACUUUCUAGGUAUUAUACCUUAUGCAGGCAUAGAUUUUGCUGUUUAUGAGCUUUUGAAGAAUUAUUGGCUAGAACAUUAUGCAGGAAACGCUGUAGACCCUGGGAUAAUGGUUUUGCUGGGUUGUAGUGCAUUGUCUCACACUAGUGGCCAGCUAGCCAGCUUCCCUCUGAACCUUGUUAGAACACGGAUGCAGGCUCAAGCACUGGAGCAAAAAGGAACAACUUCUAUGAUUCAUCUCAUUCAAGAUAUAUAUAACAAAGAAGGAAAAAAGGGAUUUUUCAGGGGUCUCACCCCAAACAUCAUAAAAGUGCUUCCUGCGGUAGUCAUCAGCUGUGUGGCUUAUGAAAAAGUGAAAGGAUAUCUUGGAUUGAUUUAGAAGUGAAAUACUAAAUUGUUGUCAUUACUGUAGCCACUUAAUUAUAAGAUAAUACCUGGGU
Messenger RNA from Rhinolophus ferrumequinum (greater horseshoe bat), 1980 nucleotides. RefSeq names its product calcium-binding mitochondrial carrier protein SCaMC-1-like. NCBI's taxonomy places the organism in Eukaryota, Metazoa, Chordata, Mammalia, Chiroptera, Rhinolophidae. Bases 42 to 1919 code for a protein of 625 amino acids. The transcript has 10 exons. Gene Ontology annotation, molecular function: calcium ion binding; ATP transmembrane transporter activity. The record is from RefSeq and is a predicted model, not a curated record. Gene Ontology annotation, biological process: transmembrane transport. Gene Ontology annotation, cellular component: mitochondrial inner membrane.